CCGCGGGGAUGGCUCCGGUCGUGGAGGUGUCGGACGCCGGGCAUUGCCGUUCGUUACUGGUGGAGUUAAACGAGCAACGGUUGAGGGGCCAAUUCUGUGACGUCACCAUCAUCGCCGAGGACACCAAAUUCGCCCAUAAAAACGUCUUGGCCGCAUCCAGCCCCUUCUUCAAACAAGCUUUGGCCGAAGAACCCACCUGCCACCCUGCCCAAGUUUUGGAGCUUCCCGGUGUCCAAGCCGGCGUCUUCUCCGACGUCCUCAACUUCAUCUACAACUCCCGCUUGGCCGUCCCGUCGCAGGCAGCUGCCCGCGAGUUGGGCGCCGUUGGCCGACGGUUGGGUAUCUCUUGCCUCCAAGGGUUGGAAGUGGGGACCCCCAAGGAGAUGAACGGAUCUUGGACCCCCCCCGUGACGGGGGAUCCCCGCUCACCCGCCGCCCCGGUUGAUUUAACCUGCCCGCCGCGGUCAAGCGAUACGCCGGCGGUUGCCGAACCGGUGACGGCGUCGCCGUCAUCGGCGGCGGCGGCAUCGUUGCGUUGCGGGUUGUGCGGUCGAGGGUUCAGCACGGCGGCGGCGUUGGGAUUACACGCCAAACUUCACCGUGGGCGCCGGGGUUUGGCGUGCCGGCAUUGCGGCAAGAGCUUCAUCCACGUCAAGAGGUUGCAAACCCACGAGGUCCUCUGCAAGGACGGCCAUCGCGACGGUGACGCCGUCGCCACCAACACCGCCACGCCGACACCGAAACAAGGCAAGAAGGCAUUGCUGUUGCGUCACCGGGCGUUGGAGUUGAUCCCCGAGCAGGAACCGGUGGUGAAGGUGGUGGACGGGCACGUGGUCUACCUGUGCGGGGUUUGCCAACGCUCCUACAUGACGCUCUCCAGCCUGAAGCGUCACGCUAACGUCCACUCUUGGCGACGCAAGUACCCUUGCCGUUAUUGCGACAAGGUCUUCGCUUUGGCCGAAUAUCGCACCAAACACGAGGUCUGGCACACCGGCGAACGCCGCUACCAGUGUAUCUUCUGUUGGGAGACCUUCGUCACCUACUACAACCUCAAGACCCACCAGAAAGCCUUUCACGGCAUCAACCCGGGGCUCAUCUCCUCCGAGAAGACGCCCAACGGCGGCUACAAGCCCAAACUCAACGCCCUCAAGCUCUACCGGCUCUUGCCCAUGCGGGCGCAUAAGCGACCCUACAAGACCUACAGUCAAGGCUUGGUGGCUGAUGGGAUCCUCUUGCCGACGGCCAAUCCGGUAGAGCCAUCGGCGACCGUCGGCGCUUUCCCAUCGCCAAGACCCGAACCGGCGUCGGUCAUUGCCUACGGGCGACCGUCAGCGUCGGUCAUCGUUCAUAGCGGGGCGGCGGCCGCUUCCGUUAUCGCCUAUAAUGGGAGGGCGGGGGAGGCAGCAGCGGUGCCGGCGGUGCCGGCGGCACCGGCGGCGGCGCCAGCGGCCCGGCCGAUGAAGAAACAGGUGUUGCGGGAUUACAUUGAGGCGCAGCGAGCGGCUGGGGAGGCGCCGGUGGGUGAUAGUGGGACGGCGCCGACAACCCAACCGUCACCCGCCGCCGCCGGCACCGGUUCCACCACCACCGCCAGCCGUACCAUGACCUACGUGGCCAAACCGGCUUACGUGGGGACGGCGGGGGAGAGCCGGGCGGCGCCGCUUUGCCAAAUCACCGUCCGUAUUGGCGAGGAAGCCAUCGUCAAGCGGCGCAUCUCCGAGACCGACCUCCGGUUGGAGACCACCGGCACCGGCACCGGCACCACCGCCUCCCCGACUGCUCACCGUCGCGCCGCCGCCACUGCCGCCUGUUCCCGCCGGAGCGGUGACGAUGACAGCGAUGCCGAGACCUUAUAG
Messenger RNA from Aquila chrysaetos chrysaetos, 1856 nucleotides. RefSeq names its product zinc finger and BTB domain containing 4 (gene ZBTB4). The record is from RefSeq and is a predicted model, not a curated record. Gene Ontology annotation, molecular function: protein binding. NCBI's taxonomy places the organism in Eukaryota, Metazoa, Chordata, Aves, Accipitriformes, Accipitridae. Gene Ontology annotation, biological process: negative regulation of transcription by RNA polymerase II; regulation of cytokine production; regulation of immune system process.